CCGCCUCUCUUCCUUUCUUCCACACAAACGGGAAUUACAUAUACAACACAACACAACACCCACACGCAUCAUCAUUACAUUUAUACAUAUCUCUUUAAUUCUCAAAUCCAACGAAUUAGGUGAAAAUCACAAAAAUGUUGAAGCACAUAGGAAAUCGAAUUUUAGGGCUAGGUCAACAAUCAAGGGUGAGCUUACCUCGGCUAUAUCAUGAAAGAGUAGUGGACCAUUACAAUAACCCACGAAAUGUUGGUUCUUUUGAUAAGAACGACCCGACAAUUGGUACGGGUCUUGUCGGGGCUCCGGCUUGUGGGGAUGUGAUGAAACUUCAAAUCAAGGUUGAUGAUAACACUGGCAAAAUUACAGAUGCUUGUUUUAAGACCUUUGGUUGUGGUUCUGCUAUUGCUUCUUCAUCUGUUGCAACUGAAUGGGUGAAAGGAAGACAAAUGGAGGAAGUACUGAGCAUAAAGAAUACGGAGAUAGCAAAACAUCUCUCCCUUCCACCUGUUAAACUGCACUGUAGCAUGCUCGCUGAGGAUGCAAUUAAGGCUGCUGUGAAGGAUUAUGAGGCGAAGAAGGCAAAAUUCAGUGGUGGUGUAGGAAGUGCAUCAACAGAGAAAGCUGCUGACGCUUGAUAUGCUAGUUGAAGAAAUAAAAGGCUUCCAGGCAAUGAAGCUGAGCUUAAGAAUGACUAUCAGGGAUGUACGUGUACGUAGCGUGUCUUGGAUUUUCAUAGAUGUAAAUUAGCUCUAUGGCUUUUCGGUUUGUAAUAAAAUAAUGUUUACUUGGAUGAAGAGGUGAACUUGCUCUGUGCAGGGUUCUGUUACCCAUGUUGUUGAAACGUUUACUGAGAUGCUGAAUCUUGCUCCUAUUUUUGUAAAUAAUUACGGUGGGUUCAUUA
Molecule: messenger RNA, 898 nt
Organism: Lycium barbarum (goji berry)
Lineage: Eukaryota; Viridiplantae; Streptophyta; Magnoliopsida; Solanales; Solanaceae
Product: iron-sulfur cluster assembly protein 1-like
Exons: 3
Coding region: 135-632 (165 amino acids)
Biological process (GO): intracellular iron ion homeostasis; iron-sulfur cluster assembly
Cellular component (GO): cytoplasm; mitochondrial matrix
Molecular function (GO): ferrous iron binding; 2 iron, 2 sulfur cluster binding
Source: RefSeq, a predicted model, not a curated record